Molecule: messenger RNA, 4094 nt
Organism: Acinonyx jubatus (cheetah)
Lineage: Eukaryota; Metazoa; Chordata; Mammalia; Carnivora; Felidae
Gene: KCNN1
Product: potassium calcium-activated channel subfamily N member 1
Exons: 11
Coding region: 2005-3744 (579 amino acids)
Biological process (GO): potassium ion transmembrane transport
Cellular component (GO): plasma membrane; neuronal cell body; neuron projection
Molecular function (GO): calmodulin binding; small conductance calcium-activated potassium channel activity
Source: RefSeq, a predicted model, not a curated record
UACUGAAGAGGCAGGCAGCUGAGGAGGGGGCAGUGACUUCAUCCUGGCUGGGACACCCAAGGGUCCCUCCCAGGCAGACACUGCACCAACUUGUCAUUUGUAAAAGGGCUCACUCGAGGACCUUGGGGGGUCUGGUCAGUUUCUUUGCUUUCUGUUGAGUAGAAAAGCUUGGAGAAGCCAGCCGCCCUGCUUCCUGUCACCUGCCUGCCUUCUCUCACUCCUCGAGUCCUCCUGGGUGCCCCCUGCCGUGGGUGGCCCGCCGGGUUCCCACAGUGUCUCUUGGGGUGGUGUGAAGGGGGGGGUUCGGCUCAUCCUCCCAUGCCAGCCUUCAGUGAACAGAGGGCUCAUGCCCCAGACACAUUAGGUAAUUUUGGCAGUUCUAGGGACCUUCCGAACCAGAUGCAGCCCACGAGGUGUUUCUAACUUUUUAGAACUCAUUGGCGAACCCAGGGCCUUCACCCAGAAAAAUACACCCUUUCACAGACAUCCAAACCUUGGCCAGAGUUUUAGAGAGGCUCCUGGUUCUUUGGGAAUCUCUGAGGGUUCCAGGGACCCCAGCUUUGGGCCUAGUUGCAGUGGGGGAAGGGAAGGUAUACCUGGGAAGGGGUGGGGUCUCUCGUCUCCCAGGCUCCCCCCCGCCCCCCCCGGUCCCACCUGAACUGCAGAAACCAGCUGCCCCCUUCUAUGGAAUCUCAGGCAGGCCACUCUGUCCUGUUUCUUCUGAGGUCACAGGAAGGGUCAAACACCCACCGUGCCUGGGUCCUGAGCUCUGUGGCCCCUCAAGGGCAGGGCUUGGCUGACACCCUUCCCAGAAGGCUCGUCAAAAGGGAACUUGGCACAUCCCACCACCCUCUGCCCCCCUAGAUGGCACUGACUUCGUCUCUGCUCCCUUCCUGACUUUGUGACCUUGGGCAAGGUGCUAAACCUCUCUGAGCCUUGUCUCCCAUCUGUAAAAUGGGAGCGGGAAUACCACCUGCCUCACUUAGUGGCCACGGAGGUUAAACAUGAUAAUUCUGAUAAAGAGCCCAACAAGCCCACAGUAAGCGCCAUGGGCACGUUAAGGUGAUGGGCCACAGGAAGGCCCUCCACCUCUCUCCCUCCCAGAAGCCACCUGUACCCAUCCCCCCAACCCCUCCCUGCCCAGGGCACCUUAGGACGAGGCUGCCAGGCAAAGAGGAGCAUGGCCGACACACGGCUGAAUUUGGCCUAUGCGUCGGGCGGCUGAGUCACAUCCCCAAAUUGUAUCUUCGUAAGUGCGUUUCGGAAGGUCGUUUGCAACACCCCCACCCCCUCCAGGCUCCGUCUGCCAGGCCACUCGCCUCUCCUGCCUGUGCCCCCGAGCCCUGGGUGAGGACCCCCUGCGCUUUCAGGAGGGAUGGUAAGAGCGAUGCCUGGGGUUUCCUCACCUCCUGGGAGAGAGCAGGGUCUGCGAUCGCUGUGUGUCUCCUGGUGACAGGCUCCCGGCCCCACCUGCCAGCUGAUGGCCCUUCAGGUGGCGAGCAGGGGCCCUCGCCCGGGAGUAGCAAGGCCCCUGAGUGUUCGUGAAGGUGGAGAGAGAGAUCCGGGGCCAAGGUCAGCCUUAUAAGCCGUGAAGUACGGGGCGUGCAGGAGACCAGCUCAUAUAAACCAUGAAGUGCUAAGCCCGUGUGAGGCCAGGACUUCUAAACCAACGUGUCAGGCCACAGGUGGCCACGGCCUGGUUGAGGCCUUCGGCCAGCUCUAGGGGAGGAAUUGGAGGCCCAGCAGGGUGAGCUUGACUUGCCCGAGAACCUGAAGGUCAGAAGGAGACGAGCCCAGGUUGGAACCACCUCCUGACCACACACACAGCCUCUGGUCCUCCCAGGCAAACCUGCCAGCACAUUCUGUCUCCAGACAUUCCCAAGUGUUUACUGAGUGUCAGCUGAGUGCUCGGCAUUGUUCUAGGUCGGCACAGGAGCCCGGUCACUGAGCCAUGCUGGGCCCCGGGUGGCCUACAGCGAGCCCAACCCCGGCACCCACAUAGUCAUGAACAGCCACAGCCACAAUGGCUGUGGGGGGCGGCCGCUGGGCAGCGGGCUGGGUGCCCUGGGCAGAGACCCUUUGGAGCCCGAGGCCGGCCACCCCCCCCAGCCCCCACAUGGCCCGGGCCUCCAGGUGGUGGUGGCCAAGAGCGAGCCAGCCCGGCCCUCACCUGGCAGUCCCCGGGGGCAGCCCCAGGACCAAGAAGAGGAGGAAGACGAUGAAGAGGAUGAGGCAGGCAGGAGGAGGGACUUGGGGAAGACCCCAAACGUGGGCCACCGCCUGGGCCACCGGCGGGCGCUCUUCGAGAAGCGGAAGCGCCUCAGUGACUACGCCCUCAUCUUCGGCAUGUUUGGCAUUGUCGUCAUGGUGACCGAGACGGAGCUGUCCUGGGGGGUCUACACCAAGGAGUCCCUGUACUCGUUUGCACUGAAAUGCCUCAUCAGCCUCUCCACGGUCAUCCUGCUGGGCCUGGUGGUCCUGUACCACGCCAGGGAGAUCCAGCUGUUCAUGGUGGACAACGGGGCGGAUGACUGGCGCAUCGCCAUGACAUGCGAGCGCGUCUUCCUCAUCUCUCUGGAGCUGGCCGUGUGCGCCAUCCACCCGGUGCCGGGUCACUACCGCUUCACGUGGACAGCGCGGCUGGCCUUCACGUACGCGCCGUCGGCAGCCGAGGCUGACGUGGACGUGCUGCUGUCUGUCCCCAUGUUCCUGCGCCUCUACCUGUUGGGCCGCGUCAUGCUGCUGCACAGCAAGAUAUUCACAGAUGCCUCCAGCCGCAGCAUCGGCGCCCUCAACAAGGUCACCUUCAACACACGCUUUGUCAUGAAGACACUCAUGACCAUCUGCCCGGGCACCGUGCUGCUCGUCUUCAGCAUCUCCUCCUGGAUCGUCGCCGCCUGGACGGUGCGGGUCUGUGAGAGGGCAGUGGAGGCAGCAGGAACAGGAUGCCCCCCGCCCCCCAUCUGCCUGUUUCCCCCACAAUUUAACCAGCUCUCCUUCUCCCCUCCGCCCGCCCCACCGGACUGUAGGGAAAACAUGUACCAUGACAAGCAGGAAGUGACCAGCAACUUUUUGGGGGCCAUGUGGCUCAUCUCCAUCACCUUCCUCUCCAUCGGCUAUGGCGACAUGGUGCCCCACACCUACUGCGGGAAGGGCGUGUGCCUGCUCACUGGCAUCAUGGGGGCCGGCUGCACAGCACUUGUGGUGGCCGUGGUGGCCCGGAAACUGGAGCUCACCAAGGCAGAGAAACACGUGCACAACUUCAUGAUGGACACUCAGCUCACCAAGCGGGUAAAAAAUGCCGCUGCUAACGUUCUCAGGGAGACGUGGCUCAUCUACAAACACACUAGGCUGGUGAAGAAGCCAGACCACGCCCGGGUUCGGAAACACCAGCGUAAGUUCCUCCAAGCCAUCCAUCAGCUCCGGAGUGUGAAGAUUGAGCAGGGGAAGCUGAAUGACCAGACCAACACUCUCGCCGACCUGGCCAAGACUCAGAAUGUCAUGUACGACCUCAUGUCCGAGCUGCACGCCCAGCACGAGGAGCUUGAGGCCCGCCUGGCUGCCCUCGAAAGCCGCCUGGAUGCGCUGGGCGCCUCCCUGCAGGCCCUGCCCGGCCUCAUCGCCCAAGCCAUACGCCCGCCACCCCCACCCCUGCCUCCCCGGCCUGGCCCCGGACCCCUGGACCAGGCAGCCCGGAGCCCCCCGUGCCGGUGGCCACCCAUGGCCCCUUCAGACUGCGGGUGACAACCCUGCCCACCACCAGACCCCUCAAUCUUGGCCAUCGUGUGGCCGCCACGUCCACGCCAUCCAGGAAGCCCUGUACAGUGGUGCCUCUUGGAGUUCAAGGAGCCGAAGCUGAGUUGGGCUGAGUGGACCAGGGCCCUCCCCACCCAGACCGUCUGGGCAGAAGGCAGGGCCGGACCGCAGGCGAGGGCAGGGGUGGGCCACCACCCGUUUCCUCCCUGAAUGGAGCCGGGGGGAGCCAGGAGCUUCCUCUGGUCCCCUGGCCCCCUGGCUUUCCCCAGGCCCCCGGUGGGCACGGAGCAACCAGGAGAGGGGUCCUUGCCAGUUCUGAAUAAAGCAGGACCCACCCA